Messenger RNA from Amaranthus tricolor (Joseph's coat), 2221 nucleotides. RefSeq lists its product as uncharacterized. The coding region runs from base 317 to 2023 and encodes 568 amino acids. The transcript has 5 exons. NCBI's taxonomy places the organism in Eukaryota, Viridiplantae, Streptophyta, Magnoliopsida, Caryophyllales, Amaranthaceae. The record is from RefSeq and is a predicted model, not a curated record.
CAUGUCAUAUAAUAUUCAUUACAAUUUGAUGAGAAAAAUUCUCUGACAGAGUUGCUUCCUAUUGACUUGAAAACCAAGAGAAGUAGAUAAUUACUUGCCUGCAAUGCAAAGCUAGCUUUCUAAAAGGAAAUUACUCUUCUUCCUCCGUAAUCCCUUUCAACAGAAACAGUGUUCUUCAUCAUUUUUGCUCAUAAUAAUAUUUCCAGAUUAUUGUAGAAUUUUAAAAUUUUCUUGGGGGGAUUACUCUUCUUGAUUCUGUUCUCCAUUCAGGGUUAUUGUACAUCAAAAUAGUCUACACAAAGUGCAAAGCUAGAAAAUGGCAUCCCUAACAGCAGGGGUGCUAAUCAAGCUAUUACAGAACAUAGAUUCCAAAGUAAAAGUUCGAGGGGAGUAUCGAUCAGUUCUCUUACAAGUGAUCAGCAUCGUACCAGCCUUAAGCGGAGGAGAAUUAUGGCCCGAUCAUGGUUUUUUCCUUAAGGUUUCCGACUCUUCACACUCGACAUAUGUGUCUUUAUCCAAGGCUGACAUUGAGCUCAUCCUCAAUAACAAGUUACAAUUAGGCCAGUUUUUCUAUGUUGAUCGUUUAGAAGCAGGAAAUCCGGUCCCUACUCUAGUUGGGGUUCGGCCUCUCCCUGGUAGGAACCCGUUUAUAGGCAAUCCUAAGGAUUUGAUGCAGAUUUUAGACCCGUCUGAAGGCCCUAUAAGUGUCGAUUCACACAACGUUAGUAAUGGGUGUAAUUCUAGAGCAAUCAAGGUUUCGGAGACUAAGGUGAAAAGUUCGAGAGUACAUAAGUUUGUGAUCAAAGAAGAGAAGUCGGUGGUUUCAUCGAGGUACAUGGAAGGUGUGCUAUCGACUCAUCAUAGGGUUAGUAGCACGGAUUCUAUCAAUGUGAAGAGUAGUGAUACCGAGAGCAUUGGCAAUAUUAAGGUUGUGACUUCAAAGUCUAAGUUACAUGAGCCUAAAGGUCAGUGGCAGAGUCUCCCUGUUACUCCUUGCAAUAGUCGUCCGGUGAGUCCUUCUCGACCUCGUCCAACAACACCUUCUCGGCUGCGCAAUACAGUCCCCUCUCGCACGCGUCCUGUGACUCCUACUCGCACCCGUCCAGAUACUUUUCCGGCAAAGGUUGAGUCUACUAGGGAGGCGUUACAAACUCUUAAGAUCACUACUAGAAAAAGCAUCACCAAACAAGAAAAUAUUAACUUGAAUUGCUCCACUAAUAGUAAAGAUAAGACACAAACUCAAUCUUCUGAGCCAGCAUCCCCUUGGAAUUCACUUCCAACUAGUCUUUUGAAGCCUGGAAAGGUAAUGCUUAAGAGUAGAGACUUGGCAUCCUUAGUGGCAGUCGAAGCUCAAAAAGAAGCAACCGCAGCAGCAAUUCUUGUCAAGUGUAUAGAUAUGUUUGCUGAUCUAUGUUCCUCUGCAUCUCCCACAAGUCCACACAUCGCUCUAUCAAAGUUCUUCGCGCUAUACCAAGUCAUCGAUCAACCAAGCUCGUCGAAGGAAAAACUUCAGCUAUUACAAACCAACGACAAGCCAAGUACAAGACCGCCGCCUCCACUCAAUGGGAAAAACAUGACAAGAUCACCUUCAAAACCGCCACAACCUGCAGAACAACUAUUAAGCUUGGCAGAUAGGUUUGAAUGGUCGAAAGGGCAUGGAACAAAUGACAUAAAAGAUGUUCGAGAAAUGUUACUACACGAAACACGAUCUUGGUUCUUAAAGUUCUUGGAUGCCGCACUCGAUACUGGUUUUCGAGUUGAUAAAAAGAUCGGUAAAGAUCAUAUCGGAAGGAAAUCGUUGGAGCCUAAUAACCACAUUGCGGUCACACUGUCACAACUUAAGCAGGCUAAUGAAUGGCUAGAUAAACUUAAAGGAAGUGUACAUAAUAUUAGUGCACAAAGUAAAGAUUAUGGGGUUUUAGAGCGAGUUGAUAAGCUUAAGAAGAAAGUUUACGCGUGCUUGCUUGUGCACAUAGACUCCGCUGCAUCUGCUCUAGAGAGCAGAUCAGAUCGUAAAUCGUAAAUGAGUGAAAUAGAUAAUGAAGAUUUGUAAGUUAAGAUUAGUUUGGUAUUCUAAUUUAUUUAUGAAAUUAAUCCCCAUGAUAUGAGGGAGAGUAAAAUGGAUGAUUUGGGAUGUUGUAAAUUUAAAUUAUUGAUUGAUUUUGGAGUUAAAUAGAGGUAGAUUUUGAACAAAACUAAUAAUAUUGAUCAUGAAAAAUUU